Messenger RNA from Exophiala spinifera, 1044 nucleotides. RefSeq lists its product as uncharacterized. The transcript is spliced from 3 exons. Gene Ontology annotation, molecular function: protein binding. Lineage: Eukaryota; Fungi; Ascomycota; Eurotiomycetes; Chaetothyriales; Herpotrichiellaceae. Gene Ontology annotation, cellular component: THO complex part of transcription export complex. The record is from RefSeq and is a predicted model, not a curated record. Bases 1 to 1044 code for a protein of 347 amino acids. Gene Ontology annotation, biological process: mRNA export from nucleus.
AUGGUACCCAUUGCGCAACGGAAACACCUGGGCCGCGACAAAUUCAGCGCCCAAUUCAGCCUCCUCAAGACGCAGCAGUACAUCGACCCUGCUGCUCGUACUGUCACCCCGACAAUCCACCGAACAAUAUCCUGGAACGCUUCUGGGGGUCUCAUUGCGACUGGUGCCAAUGAUAAGACGGUUCGAGUAUGGAACCCAGAAAGGACCAGUCCGCGAAGUCAAACCGAGCUUCGUGGGCAUGGUCAUGCAGUAGAGAAGGUUCUGUUUAAUCCGGUACGGGAGUUCGAAUUGGCGAGCUGUUCCUCCGACGGAACCGUACGAUUCUGGGAUACAAGGAGCAAAACAUGUGUCACGAAACUCGACGUUGGUGGUGAGCCGUUCACACUCAGUUGGAGCGCUGACGGCAGCACAUUGGUCGCUGGGACAAAAGGCGAUGUCCUCAUUCCCAUUUCAACAGCCAUUCCCUCGUCCCCCGUCGUCCUGUCGAGGCAUAAACAAUCCCAGCAGACAAACCAGACUACGUUCUCGAAUGCCUACCCACCAACAGACCUUCUAAUCACUCGCGGCGAUGGCUCGGUCCAGAUACUUGAUUUCCCAUCCUUCCAACCCUUGCACACCAUAUCCGCGCAUACCUCGUCGUGCACCGCUAUAUCGUAUUGCCCGAAUGGAAAAUAUGUCGCCGUCGGAGGCUCUGAUGCCAUGAUAUCUCUAUGGGAUACUACUGAUUGGGUGUGCCGGCGGACCGUCUCAAACUCGAGUUCCGGAGCAAUCAAAGGUCUCAGCUGGUCCUGGGAUGGCCGAUACGUGGUUGGCGCGAGUGAGGAGAUGGGCUCAGGAGGCGGCGAAGGCAUGAGCUCUGGCUUUGAAAUAUACCAUGCCGAGACCGGAGAUGUUGUGCAUACUAUAGCUACAGGGACCAGCGGUAUCCCGGCCGUCGAAUGGCAUCCGAAUCGUUAUUGGCUGGCAUACACCCAGAUUGAAGAAACGAGGCAGGGAAAGUCCAGUCUGAAGAUCAUUGGUGCAGCUGGAGGGCCCUCCAUCUGA